Messenger RNA from Phascolarctos cinereus (koala), 3005 nucleotides. It is a transcript of the gene CHST8, whose product is annotated as carbohydrate sulfotransferase 8. Gene Ontology annotation, cellular component: membrane. Gene Ontology annotation, biological process: carbohydrate biosynthetic process; proteoglycan biosynthetic process. Gene Ontology annotation, molecular function: sulfotransferase activity. The record is from RefSeq and is a predicted model, not a curated record. NCBI's taxonomy places the organism in Eukaryota, Metazoa, Chordata, Mammalia, Diprotodontia, Phascolarctidae.
CCCACCCAGCUCCAUCCCCCCGCACUUCGCCUUGCCUCAAACCCUAACCUUGCCCGAAUUCUUCGACUACGUCCCUAUUAGGAACGCAGGCACUGACUCGGAGAUUCCGAAAGCUCCGCGCGGCGCCGCGCCCGGAAGCCCGCACCUUCGCGCCCAGCACAGCGCACCUAGGCACACCCCAGAGCUGCGGCCAGGAGCGAGCCUCUGGCCUCCCCAGACGCAGAAGCAAAGGCUAGGUGACCCAACGCUGGUGGGCCAGUCCUUCCCUCCUCUCCUUAGCUGGGCUUUGCGGAAGGAGGGAGGGAGAUAAGGAGGCAGCAGCAGGCAGAAGCUGGGCGGAGUGUCCCUGGGCCCCCUCCUCCCAGGGAUGGGCGGGGGCGCUAUUCCCAGCCGCUCCUCGAGGCAACAGCAUCACUUUGCUGGGAGUCUUCCCAGCUAAGGAGCCGGACCGGCGGCGGUGGAGGCAGGAGAGAGGGAGCAGAGGGGUGGAAGGAAAAAAGGUGGGUGGAAGAGGGAGAAGGAGGAAGGAAGAAAAGGAGAGAGGAAGGACGGGAGGGAAAUAGAGGGAAGCAGCAGCCUCUUCCCCCGGAUUGCCUGUCCCACUUUCUCCUCCCCAGCCGAGUUUGUUCCCGUUGGUCAGAAGCCGGGAGCCAGGAGCUGGGCGCAGGGCUGAGCUGCUUGAGUUCGAGCCCGAACCGGAGCAGGAGCAGGCGCUGAGGAGAGCUAGGCUCGGCUGCACUCGCUGGAAUCGGUUGCACCAGCUGGGCUAGGCUAGGCUGGGCUGGGCUGGGUUGGGCUGGGCUGGGCAAGGCUGGUGGACGCUCCCGGCUGCCCGGAGAGGAGUGAGCCGGCCGGGGGCAGGAGCGGGCGCCGCUUGGGCUCUGGAAAGAGGAGAAACAGUCGCCGAGGACAUAUCCUUGAGUCCCCCUGGGCUGGAGGCGCCAGCUGCUCUGGGACUUCAGCGCCUGCUGCCGCUGCCGCUGCCGCUGCCGCCGCCUCUACUGCUGCUACUCGCUACCACUGCUUGGUCAGGUGGUACCAGGAUGAAUUUGCAGCCAGGACCAUGAGGGAGGAGGGUACAACCGGCUCAGGAGACACUUUCUCCAAGUGAGACUAGACACCUUCCAGACUUACUCUAGUGUGAGAAGUAUGAGGCUGGUAUUAAUGUUCGCCUGCGUCGUGCUGUUUGGGACUGCAGGACUUGUGGUCUUCAUGCACCUGGAAGAUCCAGCGGAAAUCAUCCCUCAGCAGACACCAGGAGUAAAGUAUAAUGCUCAGCGCUACGGAAACGACUGUCCACCAGGGGGCAGCCAAGAUGGGAGAGUGAUAGGUCGUAAAGCAGGAGCCUUGGCAAAGGUCACUCCCCAGGGCUCCCCAGGCCCAGGGGCACGGAGCCAGGAGCAGCAGCUGAACGGCCUGGUGGUUCUGGUGAGAGACCAGGCAAAGCCUGGGCCAGAGGGUGGCCGAGUCCAGCCCCGGCAGCGCCGGAGAAGGCUUCUCAUCAAGAAGACACCAAUUGUCAUUGCUCUGAACAGCUCUACCGUCACCCUGGCUCAGCUGGGCCCCCAGGACGCUGCAGCCCCUGAAGGCCACUGGCACCGUCUCUACCAGGUGCAGCGUGAGAGGAAGAAGAUCAUGAGGGACACAUGUGCCAGAUACAAGAGCAACAGUCGUAGGGUCAUCACGCCCUACCACGUGUCCCGCAUCUUUGUGGAGGACAAGUACCGAGUCCUGUACUGUGAGGUGCCAAAGGCCGGCUGCUCCAACUGGAAGCGGGUCCUCAUGGUCCUCAGUGGGCUGGCCUCCUCCACCAGAGACAUCCAGCACAACACUGUGCACUAUGGCAACACCCUGAAGAGGCUGGAUGGCUUCAACCGCCAGGGCAUCUCCUACCGCCUCAACACCUACACCAAAAUGCUGUUCAUCCGGGAGCCCUUUGAGAGGCUGGUCUCUGCUUUCCGGGACAAAUUUGAGCACCCUAACAGCUACUAUCAUCCUGUUUUUGGCAAGGCCAUUCUUGCCAGGUAUCGUGUGAAUGCCACACGGGAGGCUCUAAGGACAGGCUCGGGGGUGAGGUUCUCUGAGUUCAUCCAGUACCUGCUGGAUGUGCACCGGCCCGUGGGCAUGGACAUUCACUGGGACCAUGUAAAUAGACUGUGCAGCCCUUGUCUCAUUGACUAUGAUUUUGUGGGCAAGUUUGAGAGCAUGGAGGAAGACGCCAACUUCUUCCUGCGCCUCAUCGGUGCUCCCCAGAAUCUGACCUUCCCCAGGUUCAAAGAUAGGCACUCAAAUGAGAGGACAACCACAAGGAUCGCCCACCACUACUUUGCCCAGCUGUCUCCCCUGCAGAGACAGCGCACCUAUGACUUCUACUACAUGGAUUACUUGAUGUUCAAUUACUCCAAGCCCUUUGAUGACCUAUACUGACAGCUGGGGUGGGAGGGCAGAGGGUCUGGGUGUUGGGACAGAUUCAGGGGCAAAGUCUGAGUCGGAUAUAGGGCCCAAUCUGGAAGGACAGUGUUUCCUUUAUUCUGGGAGCUGGCAUUCCCAGAAAUCCUGCCCUUUCCCAGAAAGACAUGUCCAUCGAGACCAUGCCCAAGACAGCAAGAUUGUGGGGGGUCUGGCUCCCCUUAAGAAAUCAGGGCCAUGGCCGUCCUCCGCUGUGAGCUGAGGGAUGGCCUCAGGAGAGGUUUGUGAGUAGGCAUUUCAGGGAGCCAUGCAGGGCAGGGAGCUUAGCCCUUGCAUUUGCGUAAUGCCUCCUCCAUUCUAAGGCUAUAAAGGAAGCCCCCAGAAUGCAUUUAGGGUUUGGGGUAGUAAAGGCUCAGUCCCUUGGUGUCUCAACCAGGAAAGCCAAGAAGCCAUGAGCUAGAGAGGUCUGAGGCCAGCGAAACUGGAGGCUGAGAGGGGAAGGAAUUCUCAGACCCCAUAUUCCUCUUUGCUUUGGCUCUGCAGGCAGAGAUCCCUGUGGAAUUGGAUUUCCCAAUAAAGCACAUGUUUUCUGAGGA